UGACGCAAAAAUGAGCAUCCAAUCUAUUUGCAGACUUUGAUGAAAACUAUGGGAUUCCAAACGCUGGAAACCUUCGAUACAAAGUAUUCCGCCGACUCGGUGGAGUGGUGUCCAGCCGAGGGCUACGAGGAUAUUUUCGUGUGCGGGACUUACCAACUGGAGACGCAAGAGACGCGCGUCGGGAGGAUCUACCUAUUCCAAAUCGUAAAAGCCGAAGAAGACCAAGUGUCACUGAAACUGCUACAGCAUUUGGAUGGCGCCGGCGUUUUGGACACCAAGUGGGCACACGUCAAGUGCUGUGGUAAAGUAUUGCUGGGAGUUGCGAGGUUCACAGGACACUUGCAGAUUUACGAGUUGGUCGAGGAUUCGGAGAAAGCACGUUUGACAAUCGUAGCUGAGGUUUUAAUCAGAGACGAGGGCCAGAGUCAGCCCAUUGCGUUGUCUUUGGACUGGUCGACGGGAAGAAGAGAACCAAGUGACAAUGCAAACGUGAAAAUUACAGUCAGUGAUUCGCACGGCUCGGUAUCGCUGUUUCAAUUGUCCGACGACGCGAACGGCUUGAGAAAAAUUUUUUCUGGGCACGGCCACGACUUUGAAGCGUGGAUAGCAGCCUUCGAUUAUUGGGAUACGAAUGUUGUUUACACUGGCGGGGAUGAUGGUAAAUUUUUGACAUUUGACACAAGGAUGGAUGGAGAUGUUUUGAAAGCAAAUUUUACGAAUCGGUCCCACGAAGCUGGAGUUACCAGUUUUCAUUCGAACUGGAAAAAACAGUUUUACCUGGUUUCGGGGAGCUACGACGAGAAUUUAAGGACCUGGGACACGAGAAAUCUUCGUCAGCCGAUGGAGCAAUUGAAUUUGGGAGGUGGAAUCUGGCGGCUUAAAUGGGAUCCUUACGAAGCCAAGUAUCUACUGGCAGCCGGCAUGUACGGCGGUUUUAUCAUCAUUGACGCUGAAGUCGACGAGACUCCAGAAAUUGUCGCAGUGUACGAUGAUCACCAAAGUAUCGCCUACGGCUGCGAUUGGUCUCAUUUGAAUAAAAAUGUCGAAAAAAAGCUCAAACUUUUGAACGAUUCCAACAGUCACGACGUUUUUUUGGGUACUUGUUCGUUCUACGAUCACUGUCUUAAACUGUCUUCCAUAAAACUCGAUGGUUUUACCAAUUUUGUAUAG
This is a messenger RNA of Copidosoma floridanum, 1170 nucleotides long. Its product is annotated as diphthine methyltransferase. Gene Ontology annotation, molecular function: diphthine methylesterase activity; protein binding. Gene Ontology annotation, biological process: protein histidyl modification to diphthamide. Gene Ontology annotation, cellular component: cytoplasm. NCBI's taxonomy places the organism in Eukaryota, Metazoa, Arthropoda, Insecta, Hymenoptera, Encyrtidae. The record is from RefSeq and is a predicted model, not a curated record.